AUGCAGAGAGAGGGAAGAGCUAGACAAGUGGAAGCGGCCUUUGCGGUGCCUCACAGGCCGUUCGGAAUGGGAUCAAGUAAGGAAGUAGCAGCGAGCUUUGCGGAACCUCGGAGGCCGUUUGGAGAGGGAUCAAGUAGGGCUGUGACAGAAUCAAUAGACGAUGCAGGUGCAGGAUCAGAGGCCAUAAAGCUAGUGUCAGCCGCACUGGUAGGAGGGGAAGGAGGAGGGGGAGGAGGAGGAGGAGGGGGAGGAGGAGGAGGAGGAGGAGGAGGAGGAGGAGGAGGAGGAGGAGGAGGAGGAGGAGGAGGAGGACGGGGAAGAGAAGGAGUCAUAGGAUUAGGAGCAGACACAUCAGCAGGCAGUGAUAGCGGGAGCAAAGCAGGAGGAGUAUACAUUCCUGAAAGAAGCUCCACUGUAAGCUGUAGUAGCUCGAGCUUUGCCGCCCCUUCCUCCUCCUCCGCCCCUUCCAUAUCUGUGAAUUCCACCUCUGCCAGUUCUGCCUCUGCCUCCUCCGCCUCUCUCUCUGCCCUCCCAUCCACCUUUGCUGAUAUUUCCAUCCCUGAAGCUGCACUCACCAGCAGUCGUCUCCAUGCCAUCCCCCCCACUCACACCUCAGAAGACAAUCCUGUGUUUAGUAACGCAACCAUGGAUCGCCUCUCAAUACUGCCAGGGAAUCUGCCAAGUGCCGCGGUGAUUGGAAAGGGGUUGCUUGGACAUGAAGCACUUGGAGCAGAUCUGGGCAGGUUUGAGGAGAUGGUGUUUGAGGAGAUGGGGUUUGAUGAAAUGGGGUUUGAGGAGAUGGGGUUUGAAGGCUUGACAGAAGGUGAGAGGGAGUGGACCUCUGAUCUUGCGGAGCAGUUUGCUCAGCAGCUGGGGCGGAUAGAAGAAACCGAUGGGGCUGGAGGGAUUGGGGUUGGUGUUACAGCAGGGAGGGAGGGAGUGGAAGAACGGGAGAUGACUUCAGAGGAAGAAAGCAGUGGAAGCAGAGAGACUGCUGGUGGGGAAGGAGUGAUGGAGGAGGAAGGAGGCGCAGGGGAGACGAGGACGGGAAUGGAUGAGCGUUUGGCGAUGGAAAUGGGGCCUUCUGAUCGAUACUUCCAGCUGCCUAGCUCUGAGGAUUCGCCUCACGAAAGCAGACAGCAAGGAGGCGGGACAAUCUCUGUGGGUGAAAAAGGCCGUGGCGGUCAACAGGGUCAACAGGGUCAACAGGGCGGAGGGGCAGGUGUGGUGGUGGGUGUGGCAGCAGGGGCAGGGGGUUCAUCCUCUCAUGCAGGCACGGAGCAGAGUCUUUCUCCAGUACGAACCACAGCACAGGCAGCAGGGCAGCACGCAUUGCCAGCAGGGCAGCACGCAGUAACAGGGGCACAAGUGUUGGAAGGGCAGCAAGCGUUGGCUAGGCCGCAAACAGCAGGGCUGCCAGUCCCAAGCGAACCACAAACGGUUUCAUGGGGUUUCAGUGUGGAUGUGUCUGGGGGAUUCAUGACCCCUGGUGAGGAUGGUUCUCUGAAAGAAGCGAAGGAGGAGGUGGAGGUUCCCAGCAUGGCAGGUUCGGCUUCAAGUGUGCUUCCUAGCUGGCAUGCUGAUAUGAUGCAGUAUGCUGCUGGCAUGAUGUCCGCGUUUGCGCCGUAUCAGAGGGAUGAUCAUGGCAUGCGUACUUCAGCCCCUGAUACCCUGCCAUGUGUGGGCAACAUAGGUGGUGUGGGUGGUGGGAGCGGUGCUAGUGGUGCUGGCAUUGCUGGUGGUGUGGUUGGUGUCGGUCCAUUGGAUGGUGUCCCUGCUGCUGAUGCUGGCACCAAUGUGGCUAGUGGGAAUGGCUUGAAUACUACCAGUGCUGCCGGUGUUGCUGGUGGCGCUGCUGGUGUUGCACCUGUUGCUGGUGUGGCUGGUGUCUCUGGUGUUGCUGCUCGUCCUGAUGUGUCGGCGUUGGCACCCUCCCCAGCCACCUCUUUUGAGCCGAAUUCAACUAUCCCUGUGCACAGAGGAUCUCCCUGGAGCAAGAUGCCUCAAAGGGAACCAGCAGCUACGGGACAGGUGGUGGAACCCUUAACCCUGGUAGCAGUGGUGGAGAUGUAG
Molecule: messenger RNA, 2073 nt
Organism: Closterium sp. NIES-65
Lineage: Eukaryota; Viridiplantae; Streptophyta; Zygnematophyceae; Desmidiales; Closteriaceae
Source: the annotation of a GenBank genome assembly